AUGCAGCCUCUAUAUGGAUAUGGAGUGGCCAAAGUUGUAGACUCUAAACAUCCAGACUUUGAGAAAGGUGACUUGGUUUGGGGAAUAACAACAUGGGAAGAAUAUAGCCAUAUUGCAACACCAACACCACAAACUCUCUUCAAAAUUAACCCAACUGACGAUUUAUCUCUGUCCUAUUAUCUUGGAAUUCUAGGUAUGCCCGGCAUAACUGCCUAUGUUGGAUUUAAUGAGAUUGGUGCUCCAAAGAAAGGAGAGUAUGUGUUUGUUUCAGCAGCUUCUGGUGCAAUAGGUCAAAUCGUUGGGCAACUUGCAAAGUUGGCUGGUUGCUAUGUUGUUGGAAGUGCUGGAAGUAAAGAGAAAGUUGAUUUGUUAAAGAACAAAUUGGGAUUUGAUGAGGCUUUCAAUUAUAAUGAAGAAAAAGACUUGGAUGCAGACUUGAAAAGGUGUUUUCCUCAAGGCAUCGACCUAUAUUUUGAUAUGGUUGGUGGAAAAAUGCUUGAUGCUGUGCUUCCUAAUAUGAGAUGCCAUAAGCGCAUUGUAAUAUGUGCAAUGCUAUCACAAGAAAAUUUAGAACAACAUGAAGGAAUACACAACUUGAUAGAAGUUGUUUUGAAACGUAUUCAUAUGGAAGGGUUUCUUGUUUCUGAAUACUAUCAUCUCUUUCCGAAAUUCCUAGAAAUGGUUCAGCCCAACCUAAAAGAAGGGAAGAUUAAAUACUUUGAAGAUAUUGCCAAUGGCCUUGAGAGCGGUCCAGCAGCUUUGGUAGGGGUAUUCACUGGACAGAAUCUAGGAAAGCAAGUGGUUAAAAUUGCUGAUGAAUGAUUUUUCUUUGUAUGGAUAAUGUUUUAUGCAAUCACUUCGCAGACGGUUUGGCGAAAAAAGGAGUUUCUGCAGCUGCUUCUUUUCUGGCUUGGUUUUAGUGUUCUAUCAUUUUGCUAUUUCGGUAGUUCUUCUUUCAAGAAGAUCUGAAUUCUUCUUUUCUCAUGAAGAGCUCUUCGCUUCUUGUUUGUCCUGUUUAGGAUUUUUUUUUUUUUCACUUAUUAUUCCUAAGUUAGGUUUGGCUAUAGGAAUAGCUUGU
Molecule: messenger RNA, 1078 nt
Organism: Jatropha curcas
Lineage: Eukaryota; Viridiplantae; Streptophyta; Magnoliopsida; Malpighiales; Euphorbiaceae
Product: 2-alkenal reductase (NADP(+)-dependent)
Biological process (GO): response to oxidative stress
Molecular function (GO): 2-alkenal reductase [NAD(P)H] activity
Source: RefSeq, a predicted model, not a curated record